Messenger RNA from Aphis gossypii (cotton aphid), 1621 nucleotides. It is a transcript of the gene Pbp49, whose product is annotated as snRNA-activating protein complex subunit 3. The record is from RefSeq and is a predicted model, not a curated record. Gene Ontology annotation, molecular function: RNA polymerase II cis-regulatory region sequence-specific DNA binding; RNA polymerase III type 3 promoter sequence-specific DNA binding; bent DNA binding. Gene Ontology annotation, cellular component: snRNA-activating protein complex. Gene Ontology annotation, biological process: snRNA transcription by RNA polymerase II; snRNA transcription by RNA polymerase III. NCBI's taxonomy places the organism in Eukaryota, Metazoa, Arthropoda, Insecta, Hemiptera, Aphididae. The transcript has 3 exons. Bases 301 to 1419 code for a protein of 372 amino acids.
CUGUUUGAGAAUUAUGUAAUAUGUAUUAAAACACGGUCUUAGAAGAUACCUUAAUUAUAAUUUAUAUAAGAUAUAAUUAAUAUAUCUUCUAAGACCGUGUAUUAAAAGUUUAUUUUUGUUAUUUGAAAAAAAGGAAUCGAUUACCUACAAAGUACAUAUUAAUAUCUAGUAGUUUGUUUAGGUAUAUAAUUAUAUUCUUAGAGUAAUGUGAAGUAUAAAUCCAUAAGUAACCUAAUCUUAAUUUAAGUCUAUUGAAUUCAAGUUAAGAGUAAACGAGUAGGACGUCAUCAAUCAGUUUUAAUGGAGUUCAGUAAUUCAGUUCUUGGUUGUUGUAUUUCUAAACCCAUUAACAUAAGACAAUUUAAGACUGAGAAUGCAUAUAAAGUUGAUCAAAUCAAAAUGUCAAAGAUCAAUGAUCGUACAGUAUUUGAAAAAUUAAAAUCAAUUAAUCCAAAUGCAGAUUUAACGCAUUUACCAGAUGAUAUAAACAAGUGGGAAACAGAAUUACAGAAAUAUAAUUUUCAAGAAGUGUUUGAUUCACCAGAUGCAUUAUGUGCUCGUUAUGUUUUCCCCAUCUACGACACUACUAGUAAUAAUCUUCAAUCACUUAAAAUUAUGAAAAGUGAUUUCUAUCAGAUAAAAAAAACAAAAUUAUAUACUCCACUUCCUAGUUUUACUCCAAGAGGUUAUAUUAUACCUGGUGAAACUUUAUUAAUUACAAUUUCAAUUUAUUAUCCAUUUCAUUGGACGAAACAUCAAUUUCCUGAUGAAGCUAUUCUUCCACGUUGUAAAAAAACCAUUCAAUUUUAUGAUGAACAAACUCUUCAGGAUUUGAAACAAGGAUUUAAAUGUGAAAAUGAAGAAAGUGAAAUCAGUGGCGAUAUAAGCAAAAAUCCACAUAAACCAUUAGAAUACAUAGUGAACUCAGAUUUGAAGCAUGGGUUGUUUUACAUCAAUAAUAAUUUAUAUGUCGACACGCUACCUGAUAGAAGUACACAAAUGUAUGCACAAACAAUGAAAAAAUGGGCUUGUGAUAAUGGUAGACCUAUUACGAAUAUAUUAUCAAUGGAUACUAAACUUCUAGACUUAGAAAUAUGCAUUGGCCAACCUUAUGUUUAUCAACAUUUAGGACGUUGUGAACAUCUAUUUAUUUUUAAUGAAAUCAGCUUUGCUAAAUCUAAUGAUUGUCUUGGUCAAUCCGGUUAUCCAAGAGUCAUCAGUGUAGCAAAAGAAUUAUUAAAGAACUGUAUAUUUUGCUCUAAAAAUGUAGCAAGUGUUGUUAUGCUGAAUCAUGACGAAAGAACUCCAGUAACUGUAAAUCACAUGUGUGAACCUUGUUUUAAAUCAUAUAACUAUGAUCAUUUAGAUGAUAAAGUAUCAAAUUUUAAAGCUUUUAGAUGUAUAAAAUGGAGAAAAUAACUCAAUAACAUAUUAAGUGUUAAUAAUUAACUUACAAAUAAUAAUCCAAAUGAUAAUUUUUUUAUGAAAAAUUAUAUUUCUUAUUAUUUAGUUGUUAAAUAUCUCUAAGUUAAAAUACUUAAUCUUAAAAUUAUAAACCCAAGACUUUUAUUUUGUAUUUUAAUAAUUUUUAUCUAAUAAAUUACUGUAAAUAUAUUUUAUA